AUGUCUGGAAGAGGGAAGACCACCGGCAAGACCAAGGCGAAGGCUAAGUCUCGCUCCUCCAGAGCCGGCCUGCAGUUUCCUGUCGGUAGAGUCCAUAGGCUGCUUCGGAAGGGGAAUUAUUCGGAGCGGGUGGGUGCCGGAGCGCCGGUCUAUCUGAUCCUGGAGUUAGCCGGCAAUGCAGCCAGAGAUAACAAGAAGACCAGAAUUAUCCCCCGCCAUCUACAGCUCGCCGUCCGCAACGACGAGGAGCUCAACAAACUGCUGGGCGGGGUGACCAUCGCUCAGGGCGGAGUGCUGCCCAACAUCCAGGCCGUGCUACUCCCCAAGAAGAGCUCCGCGUCCGCCGCCUCCUCCGCGAAAUCGUCCGGGAAGAAGAGCUCUCAGCAAUCCCAGGAAUACUGA
Molecule: messenger RNA, 402 nt
Organism: Staurois parvus
Lineage: Eukaryota; Metazoa; Chordata; Amphibia; Anura; Ranidae
Source: the annotation of a GenBank genome assembly